CUUCCUCACUACAUCUCCCUCACUACAUCUCCCUCGCUUCACCUGCAGACACAUCUCACACAGGGGCGGUGAGAUUCUUCCUCACUACAUCUCCCUCACUACAUCUCCCUCGCUUCACCUGCAGACACAUCUCACACAGGGGCGGUGAGAUUCUUCCUCACUACAUCUCCCUCACUACAUCUCCCUCGCUUCACCUGCAGACACAUCUCACACAGGGGCGGUGAGAUUCUUCCUCACUACAUCUCCCUCACUACAUCUCCCUCGCUUCACCUGCAGACACAUCUCACACAGGGGCGGUGAGAUUCUUCCUCACUACAUCUCCCUCACUACAUCUCCCUCGCUUCACCUGCAGACACAUCUCACACAGGGGCGGUGAGAUUCUUCCUCACUACAUCUCCCUCACUACAUCUCCCUCGCUUCACCUGCAGACACAUCUCACACAGGGGCGGUGAGAUUCUUCCUCACUACAUCUCCCUCACUACAUCUCCCUCGCUUCACCUGCAGACACAUCUCACACAGGGGCGGUGAGAUUCUUCCUCACUACAUCUCCCUCACUACAUCUCCCUCGCUUCACCUGCAGACACAUCUCACACAGGGGCGGUGAGAUUCUUCCUCACUACAUCUCCCUCACUACAUCUCCCUCGCUUCACCUGCAGACACAUCUCACACAGGGGCGGUGAGAUUCUUCCUCACUACAUCUCCCUCACUACAUCUCCCUCGCUUCACCUGCAGACACAUCUCACACAGGGGCGGUGAGAUACUUCCUCACUACAUCUCCCUCACUACAUCUCCCUCGCUUCACCUGCAGACACAUCUCACACAGGGGCGGAGCCGGAGAGAAUUUAGAAAACACCAUGACAGCGUUCAAGCACGCGGUGGCGCUGGGCACGGACAUGCUGGAGCUCGACUGUCACCUGACCCGGGACGACGAGGUGGUGGUCGUCCACGACCAGCGCCUCAAGCGUCUCUGCGGUUUGGACGCCAAAAUCUCCGACCUCCGUUACGCCGACCUGCCUUGCUACCACUCCAGCCUUGACGUCACCUUCCAACCAAAGUGCUGCUGCGUGGGGACAGGAGACACGCGCAUCCCGCGCCUUCGGGAGGUGUUUGAGGCCUUUCCCGACACCGUCAUCAACGUGGACAUUAAAGUGGAUGACGACAAACUCAUAGACAAGGUGUCGGAGCUGAUCAGGACGCACAGUCGCGAGUCCCUCACCGUGUGGGGCAACGCGAGCGACGUCGUCAUCAGGAAGUGCCACAAAGCGAACCCGGACGUGGGCAUCCUCUUCAGCAUGAAGCGCGUGGUCGUGCUGCUGCUGCUCUUCUACACGGGGCUGCUGCCCUUUGUGCCGCUGUCCGAGGGCUUCCUGGAGAUCCCCAUGCCCUCCAUGGUGCUCAGAAUUGCCGACGAAAAGUCGACGUCCAAACUCUACCGCUGGGUGCUGAGGCUCGCGGACCGGAUACUGAUGAGCAAGACUCUGUUCAAACACCUGGAGCGCAGGGGUAUACAGGUGUACCUCUGGGUCCUCAACGACGACGAGGACAUUGAGCGAGCAUUCCGCCUGGGCGCCACGGGGGUCAUGACGGACUUCCCCACCAAACUCAAGCACUUCCUGGAGCAGCAUCCCGAGUACUGCAAGUGAUUAAGUGGGGGCGAGGGGGGGGCAGCCUCGCGCCCUCCCUGCCCCCCCCGCCUUCCCGCAACACCCGGUUGGACCCCCAGCUCCACAGGUUGACCGGUGUCAAAAGGGGGAGGGGGUAGGUGGCAGGGGGGUGGGGGGUGGUUAUUACAUAGUAGGGCUUAAUUCAUGUUCUUGUUGUUGUUCCUGUUCACUGAAUAAUGUUCUCGGUUGCUUGGUUAAGAUUGGAGUGGGUGACACGUGACUGCCAGGAGCCACGGCCGCAGUGAGUCGUCGUAAUGGUCAAUGUGGUGUGCCGGGUGCAGAAAUAUUUUUUCCCGGGUCUCUGGCCUCACGGAGAGAUAUUGUAGGCUUGCCGUAGACCGACAUAGAGACACACAGACUCAUUGAGACCCAUAAACACACGUAUAAGAGACCCCCUUGUGUGCUUCCUCAGAGGCCCACAGUCUCACGCAGAGCUUAAUUUCUCACUCGAUAUUUUUUGUGUCGCUGGUAGACCGGUGGAGGUGGUGGCAACGUGACUCAUAGUAACCACAGCCAUAGCAAGAGGUGUUUUGGAUGUGGCGUGCUGGGAUGUAGAAAUACCUUCCGGCUCGCCGACCCAAACAGACCCAGCUGAUAUCCCUCCGAUGCGUUUUCCGGAUCGAUCCGCGCGUCGUUCUGCACGAUGUCCAACAUUGCGUUCCACGCGGAACGGAACGUCGGACAGCGCACAGUGCGCCGAACAAAACGCGGAACAAAUUUUGAUUUAAAGCUUUCGUGACUGCAGUAAUUCAUAUUCUUAGCUCUUUCGGUAAAGUCACGUUGAAGGGAAACAAUAAAAUAAUAAAAUAUAUAUAAAACAAUAAAAAAUUCUCACGACGUUUCAACGUGACUUUACCGAAAGAGCUAAGAAUAUAAAACGCGGAACAACCCGGAGAACACGUCAGAGAGCCUGUAGACCCAGGUGAAACUAAGCAAGACCCAGGUGAAACUAAGCCCAGGUGCCCGAGCGUCCGUGACCGCUGGUGUUCCGGUGGCCCAUGCUGCUCUCCCGUCGCGGCCGUCCGUCGUGACGUUUGCACCGUGUGUUGCUUCACGCUCGUUAUUUAUUCGUGCGUCCAGCUCGUUAGCACUGCGUUUGUCUCGGCCGUGGGUCCGAACCGCCUUUUUUUUGUAACCGUGGGUGGCGCUGGGCAUUUAACGAGUCCUUAAUCAAAACCUGAUGAGUUGUUAUGAGUCGGUUGUUGCUUCCGAUUGACCUUUCCUGCCUCGUUUUCACCUGUCUUGUUUGUAUUGUCAUGGGACCUCCUUUGCCAGUACCAAAAUAUAAGAAUAGGUUUUCCCCUUUUUUCUGGCAACAAAACAGGUGUUAAGAUGGUAAAAC
Molecule: messenger RNA, 3006 nt
Organism: Petromyzon marinus (sea lamprey)
Lineage: Eukaryota; Metazoa; Chordata; Hyperoartia; Petromyzontiformes; Petromyzontidae
Source: RefSeq, a predicted model, not a curated record